Dendrobium catenatum is the source of this 2629-nucleotide messenger RNA. Its product is annotated as ankyrin repeat-containing protein At5g02620. Gene Ontology annotation, cellular component: plasma membrane. Gene Ontology annotation, molecular function: protein phosphatase 1 binding; protein phosphatase regulator activity. The coding region runs from base 747 to 2444 and encodes 565 amino acids. The transcript is spliced from 3 exons. The record is from RefSeq and is a predicted model, not a curated record. Lineage: Eukaryota; Viridiplantae; Streptophyta; Magnoliopsida; Asparagales; Orchidaceae.
GAAUGAUUCCACUUCAUACAGCUUAGUGAUCUGCCCACAUUCAAUGUCUCGUCUCUUUCCUUUUUAAAUCGUUACCGUUUUCUGUGAACGCUGAAGGUAAAUGCCGAGCUAAGAGAUGCUCAGUGGUAGAGCGUCUCUGGGUUUAGAGAACGCUCUGCAAUCAAUUCCGAGUCUUUUUAGUUAUUGGGUGUCGUGGAUUAUUGCGUUUGGCUUCUUCUCUGUUAAUUUUGCUCAGAAAAGAGGCAUCGCUCUCUGUUUUUCUCUUCGCCCAGCCUUGCUCAUCUUUUAGUCUCUCAAGGAAGAGUCCUAUUGGGUUCUUGAUAAAUCUAUAUUUUUUGGAGCAACUACUGCUGCUCUGAUUGGCUGUAUGUUUGGCCGGAGGUAAAUGUCGGCUAUUAGCUGAGAUUUGGAGAAAAACCGGUGUUUUUGUGCCUUUUCAGUUGAAUUCUGACUACUUGGUUUUUUGGGCUUUUAUUUGGAGGAAGAAAUAACGUAUAAUUCGGGAGUUGGAGUGCUUGCUAUCUACGGAGGUGCGUAGCUUAGCUAUCUUGUCAAAGAAAAAAAGGGGUUUCUUUGCUUUCUGGGCUCUGUUUAGCUUUGAUGAUUUACUGACGCAUUUAUGGAUUCUAGUCCUUCACAGAUUAAUAGUUUUGAUAUCUGGUCAUCUGAAACUUUCUUGUGAUUUGGAUACGAGAAGUCGCGUGAUCGACUAAGAAAACGCAGGGGUGGAUCUUGUGAACUUUAGGAUGGAGAAGCAACCUGGCUUGCGGCUCGGGCCCUUAGAGAGGCUGCAGAGCUUUAAAUUGGGUGGUAUGGAAAAGCAAAAGAGCUUUAAGUUUGGGUCCAUGGAAAAGCAGAAGAGCUUUCUUGAAAGAAGGAUCAAGGAAAGCCCUGGGAAAAGAGGGGAUACGACGCUUCAUCUUGCUGCAAGGGCUGGUAACCCUGUUCAUGUUCAAAGAAUUAUAUCAGAUUGCAGUGGUGCUCAAUUGAAGGAUUUUAUUUCAAAGCAGAAUCAGGAUGGGGAGACGGCACUGUAUGUUGCCUCAGAGAAAGGGCAUGUUGAGGUGGUGAGCGAGAUUUUGAAGGUAUCUGAUGUUCAGUCCGCUGCAAUCAAGGCCAGCAACAGCUUCGAUGCUUUUCAUGUUGCUGCUAAGCAAGGCCAUCUCGGCGUACUUAAAGAACUGUUGCAGACCUUCCCCUCAUUAGCUAUGACGACGAGUUCAUCAAAUGCCACUGCACUAGACUCUGCCGCCACUCAAGGUCAUGUUGACAUAGUCAAUCUACUUUUAGAAACAGAUGCUAGUCUUGCCAAGAUUGCGCGGAAUAAUGGCAAAACUGUUUUGCAUUCAGCAGCCAGGAUGGGGCAUGUUGAAGUUGUGAGGUCUCUUUUGAUUAAGGACCCCGGCAUUGGAUUGAGGACUGAUAAGAAAGGACAAACUGCUUUUCACAUGGCUGUCAAGGGAAAUAAUGUGGGUAUUGUCCUCGAACUGUUGAAACCUGAUUCUUCCAUUGUCAAUGUGGAAGAUAAUAAAGGAAACACACCACUGCAUAUUGCAACCAGAAAAGGUCGUCUUGAGAUUGUGCAAACUCUAAUAUCAAUUGAAGGUAUCCAAAUCAAUGCACUCAACAGAGCUGGUGAAACCGCCCUUUCCAUUGCAGAAAAAAGCGGCCUGGAAGAAAUUGCUGCUACCCUCAAGGAUGCUGGUGCAGUGGCUUUCAUAGAGCAGGACAACCACAUUAGCCCAGCAAAACAGUUAAAGCAGACUGUUAGUGACAUCAAGCAUGAUGUCCAGUCCCAGCUCAAGCAGACCAGACAGACCGACAUUCGGGUCCAGAACAUCAAGAAGCGGCUCCGAAAACUUCAUAGUGGUGGCCUAAACAAUGCCAUCAACUCCAACACUGUUGUUGCUGUACUUAUUGCCACGGUUGCCUUCGCCGCCAUCUUUACCGUUCCAGGACAGUUUGUUCAGGAACCAGCCCCUGCUGGGUUAACCCUUGGCCAAGCCAAUAUUGCUAACAAUGCAGCCUUCAUCAUCUUCCUUGUUUUCGAUUCCCUCGCACUCUUCAUAUCUCUUGCAGUUGUUGUGGCCCAAACUUCUUUGAUAGUAGUUGAGCAAAAGGCAAAGAAACUUAUGGUGUUUAUUGUAAACAAGUUGAUGUGGUUGGCAUGCCUUUUUAUCUCAAUCUCCUUCAUCUCCCUCACCUACAUUGUCGUAGGCCGCAAAGACUGGUGGUUGGCUUGGUGCACCAUGGCGAUAGGUGCUUCAAUCAUGCUCACCACAAUAGGGUCAAUGUGCUACUGCAUUGUGGUCCACCGGAUGGAGGAGAAGAGCUUGAGAAGCAUCAGCAGGGGCUCAGGUAGCAGAUCCAGGUCCUGGUCUCUAUCAAUGCCCUCUGACUCUGAGCUGCUGAACAGUGAGUACAAAAAGAUGUAUGCCCUUUAGAUUUACGCAGACUAGUAUUUGUAAGCCAUUAACGGCAUUUUCAGCAAAGGAGGAACCAAUUUGUAUGUUCAUGAGAAUAUAAGCGAUGUUAGAAUUUGUGGUUGGUAAUUACGGCCAUCCCAGACAGAUUGAAGUAUUUGUACUACUCUCUUUGUUCGUCAAUCUUUAUAUAUUGACAACAGGUU